This is a messenger RNA of Cajanus cajan (pigeon pea), 2178 nucleotides long. Lineage: Eukaryota; Viridiplantae; Streptophyta; Magnoliopsida; Fabales; Fabaceae. The record is from RefSeq and is a predicted model, not a curated record.
UCGUUUUGCUCAUAGCUGAAGAGGGUCUGGUUUGGUCUGGAUCGGGGCUGAAAUCUGUAAAAUAUUGUGUGUGGAGGUUGAGGUGGCUAAUUCAGGAGUUUCAUUCGUGUUCUCACUUUGCUUCCUUGAUUCGUGUGAAAGUGAAAAAUGUUUUGUUUGGAAGGGUAUUUUUGUCAUUUAGCUACAGGAUUGUAUUGUUGGGACGGAUUAGAGUAUGCCAUUUGCGUGUGUCCUUACCUUUCUUUCCGCCUCGCGGAGUGCUCAAAAGACAGAAUUGACCCUCUACCAUUCUCUCUGAGUCUGACUCUUGUGUCUACAUUGUCAUUCUGUCUAUUAUGUCCUUUGGAUUGAAUUAUCUAUAGCUUACCAUUAACACUGCUGCCUUUUAUGUCUUUCCUGAAAGUUGUUUGUGAAAUCUCACUUUCUCUAAAACUAGGAACCAGAAAAGCUGAACCGUGUGUUGUGAUGGUCCAGUAGUAUCUUUAGUUGAGACAUUUUUCCAGAAGUAGCAAAGCUCCUUCCACAAUAUUUGACUCGGUGCUUUCUGUUUGGAGCUUACAAUGGGAAACAAUGAGGAAGAAAAAUCUACCAAGACUGAAAAGCCUUCUUCACCUGUAGUGGAUCAGGCCAAUCAGACCAAUAUUCAUGUCUAUCCUGAUUGGGCAGCCAUGCAGGCAUAUUAUGGACCAAGAAUGACCAUGCCACCAUACUACAACUCGGCUGUGGCUUCUGGUCAUGCACCUCACCCGUACAUGUGGGGGCCACCUCAGCCUAUGAUGCCACCUUAUGGGCCUCAUUAUGCUGCAAUUUAUCCACAUGGAGGUGUUUAUCCUCACCCUGCAGUUCCUAUUGGGCCACAUCCACAUAGUCAAGGAGUUCCGUCUUCACCUGCUGCUGGGACUCCUUUAAGCAUUGAGACAGCACCUAAAUCAUCUGGAAAUACUGAUCAGGGUUUAAUGAAGAAAUUGAAAGAGUUUGAUGGACUUGCAAUGUCAAUAGGCAAUGGCCAUGCUGAAAGUGCAGAGCAUGGAGGUGAAAACAGGCUGUCACAGAGUGUGGAUACCGAGGGUGGCUCCAGUGAUGGAAGUGAUGGCAACACUUCAGGGGCUAAUCAAACAAGAAGGAAAAGAAGCCGUGAGGGAACACCAACCACUGAUGGAGAAGGGAAAACUGAGAUACAAGGCAGUCCCGUUUCCAAAGAGAAGACGGCAGUUGUACCUGUAACUGUUGCAGGAAAUAUAGUUGGACCUAUAGUUUCUUCAGGUAUGACCACUGCCCUGGAGCUGAGAAACCCUUCCAGUGUUCAUUCUAAAUCAAAUGCCACAAGUGCCCCACAACCUUGUUCCGUAUUGCCUGCAGAAGCUUGGUUACAGAAUGAGCGGGAGCUGAAACGUGAGAGGCGGAAACAAUCAAAUCGAGAAUCUGCUAGAAGGUCCAGACUAAGGAAGCAGGCUGAAACUGAAGAACUGGCACGAAAAGUUGAAUCCUUGAAUGCGGAGAACGUGACACUGAAAUCAGAAAUAAAUCGACUGACCGAUAGUUCUGAAAAAAUGAGGGUGGAAAAUGCUGCAUUAAGGGAAAAACUUAGAAAUGCUCAUCAAUUGGGACCAACACAAGAGAUAACUUUGAAUAUAAUUGACAGCCAGAGGGCUACACCUAUAAGUACAGAAAACUUACUAUCAAGAGUUAAUAAUAAUUCAAGUUCUAAUGAUAGAACUGCGGAGGAUGAGAAUGAUUUUUGUGAAAAUAAACCAAACUCUGGUGCAAAGCUGCAUCAACUGCUGGACACAAGUCCUAGAGCUGAUGCUGUGGCAGCUGGUUGAUAUAGAAAACCAGUGAUUGUACUGGCUGAUCAGGUAGUUUUGGCAUAUUACAAGCCCAAAAUUACUACUAACAGUUUCCACAGAGGGAUGGAUCAGCUGAAUUUUAGUAUCUAAAUCCAUCAAUAUCAGAACUAAUUCAUUGCUUAUCAGUUCACUUAGGACAAAACUCUGUAAUCUAUUAGAUUUGACAAAAAUGGAUGACCAAGUUUGUAAAAUGAAGAGAACUCGAGAUUUCAGUUUGGAGAGGCUUGUUGAACCGUUACUUAAUUGCGUAUGCAUUAACGAUUGGUGUGGACUUUCUAAUGUUAUCAUCUGAUAUAUAAGUUAUUCUGGAUUACCAUUUGUUUGGUUUUUA